AUGAGCAACGACGAGGCCGCCACAGCCCCUAGGGAUGCUCCGACGAGCAACGGGCAAAACGCCGCCAGUCGCCGUCCAAGCUGCAGCUCUCAGAACUCUCAGACAGCCAAAGAAUUCAUCGAAUCUCAGAUGCGCCUUGAAGCUGAUGCCCGUGAAGUCCUCCCAUAUUCAUUUGACUCAUGUACACAAAGUUUAGGACCGCUACGACAAACACUCUAUGCCUGUUUAACCUGCAACCCUUCACCCGCGACUCCCGACGCGCCCUGCACUCCUGCCGGCGUAUGCUAUUCCUGCUCAAUUUCCUGCCAUGGAGAACAUACACUGGUCGAGCUCUUCAAUAAACGAAACUUUGUUUGUGAUUGCGGGACGACACGUAUAGCUUCCGCUGCCCCGUGCAACCUCCGAAACGAUCCUACAACUGGCGCAAAGGGCGUUCGGUCAGAGAAACCACACCCUGGCAACCGUUACAAUGGCAACUUUCAGAACAAGUUCUGCGGCUGCGGCGAGGAUUACAACGCGCACGAGGAAAAGGGGACAAUGUUUCAGUGUCUUGGUCUAGGGUCACCUGAGACCGGCGGCUGUGGUGAAGACUGGUGGCACCCGGAGUGUCUCAUCGGCCUUCCACGGGACUGGUACAAGAAUUCGGACAAGAAGGGAACUACAGAAAACGGUGACUCUAAUGAACAAGAUUACGAUGAAGACGAGACGCCGCUGCCUCCGGGAUUCCCUGAUGAGGAUGAUUUCGAGACCUUGCUAUGCUACAAAUGCCUCGAAUCCAACCCUUGGUUGAAACAAUAUGCAGGAACACCAGGAUUCCUGCCCCCAGUAUUCAGAGAAGGUGGACUACAGAACACCGUCAAGGAAGAAAGCGCAGCAGCUCCAGAUUCCAUUCCAACUCGGCUCGAAGACCAGCCGAGUGACAACCCAAAGAAACGCAAGGCAGAAGACGACGCCGAAGGCCAAGUCAACGACGAACCUGCCUCAAAGCGACCUAAAGAAGAAACCCAACCGCAGAGCACGGCCUCGCCCUCCGAAACUAAACCAGAGCUCGAUCAAGCACAACCACAAACACAAGAACAAAAACCCAAACACGCCUUCCUCCCGCAAACCACUCCAACCGCUCCCUUCUCCCUCUUUCUGAAAGAAGACUUUCGCGACCACCUCUGCCGCUGCCCAACCUGCUACCUCAACCUCGCCCCACACCUCCAACUCCGCGAAGAAGAGGAAACAUACGAACCCCCUCUCUCUGAGAACGGCGACGGCGAUGGUGCCGGAAGCACAGGGACCGGAAGCCUCCUAGACCGCGGCGAAGCGGCGCUGAGCAAUAUCGACCGCGUGCGCGCUAUAGAAGGCGCCAUGGUCUACAACCACCUGCGCGAUAAGGUGAAGGAGUUCCUAAAGCCGUUUGCCGAGAGCGGGACGGCUGUCGGGGCGGAAGAUAUCAAGGCGUAUUUUGCGAAGCUUAGGGGUGACGAAGGGCAUAUUGAGGAUGCUGCCGCUGCGGGGAAGGCUUCUGCGGAGGAUGAUAACGGGGAUGGUGGAGGUAGUGGCAGGCGGGAACAGAGCGGUUACUGA
Messenger RNA from Aspergillus mulundensis, 1575 nucleotides. RefSeq names its product putative metaphase-anaphase transition protein (Mlo2). Gene Ontology annotation, cellular component: cytoplasm. Gene Ontology annotation, molecular function: zinc ion binding; ubiquitin protein ligase activity. The transcript is spliced from 4 exons. Lineage: Eukaryota; Fungi; Ascomycota; Eurotiomycetes; Eurotiales; Aspergillaceae. Bases 1 to 1575 code for a protein of 524 amino acids. The record is from RefSeq and is a predicted model, not a curated record.